Prorocentrum cordatum is the source of this 966-nucleotide messenger RNA. The record is from the annotation of a GenBank genome assembly. Lineage: Eukaryota; Dinophyceae; Prorocentrales; Prorocentraceae.
AUGGUGGUCUCGGUGCAGUUUGAGUUCAUGACCGCUUUUUUGAUUAUCAUGAAUUGCAUGGCAAUCGGCUUGGAAGCUAGUGUGGAGCCUGGCACCGCCACGUUUGCCUUCAACUUCGUUGAGCACCUCUUUGUUCUGCUCUUCUUCGUCGAGUGGUGCCUGCGCUUAGUCGCUUUCGGGUGGACGUGGCUCUUCGAGCUGAACAACUUCCUGGACACGCUGCUGGUGUUCUUGACUGGGAUUCUGAUGAAGUGGGUGCUCGAGCCGCUCGGUGUCGACAUCGGCCAAUUCAGGAUGUUCACCGUGCUGCGCGCACUGCGGCUGGUGCGGCUUGUGCGUUCCGUGAGGCUGCAGGAUACGUUCAGGGAGCUGUGGAUAUUGAUCCACGGCCUGAUAAUCUGCGUGAGGCCCCUGUGCUGGGUGUUCGUCAUCUUCUAUGUCAUCCUUUACGUGUUUGGGGUGAUGACCACCGCGCUGAUCGGAUACAGCGACGUCUGGGAGGACGACGAGUACAUUCAGUCUCUCUUUGGUGAUCUCAUGAAAUCAACUUUCACCAUGUUCCAGAUGUCGACCAUGGACACGUACUUUUUUUCCAUCGUCAGACCGGUGAUGGAGAAGCAGCCACACCUCGGCCCAUUCUUCAUCGCUUUCGUGCUCCUGACUGUCUUCGUGUUCUGGAACCUCAUCACCGCGGUGAUUGUGGAGACAGCCUUCGCGAUAGCGAAGCAGGACCAAGAGAGUUUGGCGAAGGAGAUUCAACGCGAGAAGAUGGACGAGCUCAAGAUGCUCGCCGAUAUCUUCCUCGAGAUCGAUAAGGACGGCUCGGGCGAUCUGAACAAAUACGAGUUUUUCGGGGCGCUGGACAACCCGAAGGUUUGCAACAUGAUACAGAUACUGGAUCUGAGCAGGAGCCCACCGCAAGAGCAUAUCCACAUCCACUGCUUGGAGCCAUGCCCCGGGAUCUGA